GGUGUUACGUCACAUCCUGGGAGGUUAUUGCAAAUCGGAAGUUGGAGCUGUAGAGGAAGGUUGGUGUUAGAAUCGUUCACUCAGGCUGAAAAGCCGGAAGUGACAGACACGUGACACUUAACAGUGAGCCUCAAGUGGACAUAGUUAUGAGGGGGAGUUCCUGCCUCAACAGGGAACUGAAGAGACCUUCAUUGUCUUCAGUGUUCUGUUAUAUCACUAGAAAAUUUAUUUGAACUUAAUUUCAUUUGAGGAAUUGACAGUAGGUUUACUUCCUGAAUACAUCAUAGCAGGCUCCUGCCCUUAUACAGGAACUACUAGCUGUACGUGCUAUGCACCAGAAACCAUAUUUGAAGUUCCAAAUGAAGGAUUCAUCCCUUGAGAGAAGUCAAGAUACACUGAGAGGUAUUUCUUUGACCAGGCAUUCGCAAGUAAAGGGAGGAAGAUGUAUAAGCAAUUGUAAUAGACAGGUUUGUUCUCUUACUUCAGCUGGUGGAACAUCACUCCGUAGGCCUUUAGGUGUUAUUUCCCAAAACACCAUGUGCAAUUCUGUCAGAAAAAGUAUAUCCAACAGUUCCGGUAUAAAAGGAAAAAAGACAUGUGUGAGUGUUCCUUCAUCUAUCCACCAGGGCGAAGAAGGGCCCCUUGAUAUUUGGGCUGUUAUUAAACCAGGAAAUACAAAGGAAAAAAUAGCCUUUUUCGCAGCACAUCAGUGUAAUAACAGAAGUGGUACCAUGAAACUGAAAGGCAACUGGGAUGUUGAUGGUACAGCAGCUAAACGAAGAAAAAAGUCAGUGGAUCAUGAAAAAGUCAAGUUUCCCUCCAACAGAACAAAGGAAAGUGUGCGAGAAGAGAACAAAAAGUGUUUGCUCCUUGAGUCACCAUGCACUUUUGAGCACUGCUCAUUAAACUGUGAGAAUGACAAUGGAGAAUUGUGCCCUGCUAGAUCAUUGUCUGUUACAGAGAUAGUUGCUUUCCUAGAACAAAAAGCAAGUGCACUUCUGGCUAACUGCUCCAAAACUUGUACCAAUUCUCAGGUCAAAGUACAGAGCUCUGGACAGUGCAAGGGACUAUUUCCUAUGCCUGAAUCUAAUUCUGUCUUUAAAAUCUCUCUAACGUGCCCUGAAAAAGGAAUUCCAGAAAAUGGAGAACAUACAAAUGAGUGUGUGCGUGUCCUGGACAUGGUUGCAAAACUUGAAUCAGAGUGCUUGAAGCAGCAGAGUGAACGUGAAGCUGGAACCCUGUCUAGGAACAACAGUUUACGAAGAAAUGUAGGAAAGGUAUUGCUUGCUAGUAAUGCCCAACCUGAAAAGAAUUACAAUAGUACUGAAGCUAGUAACAUCUCACUUGAAGCACUUAAUGUAGAGGCACAGUUAAAUAAAAGUGCUGGGGCAAACAACAGUUGCAAAUUUGUUUGUUCAGACACCAGGGAAAAUAAUGCAUCUGGUACAACCCAGGAAGCUGGCAGCGAAGGCUUAGUUUUAGAACUGCAUAAAUCUGAGUUGGUUGUACCUUGUGAGUCUACAGCAACAUUGAAAAAUAAACUGAGCUGUACAGUUACCUAUACUGGACCUCUAAUAUCCAAAUCAGAAUGCACCGAGUUUGCAUCUGAUAUAGUAGAAAACAAACACAGAAGCAUCUGUGCAGAAAAAGAGAAUGUGAAUUUUAUAGCUCAGAAUGUUAUUGAACGAGUAAGCAAAGAGAUGGUGUGCACAGUAUCUCUAACUGGGUCAAAAAACAAAUGUGAACUUGUCAACAGUACUACCUUAGACUUAUGUGAGGAACCACUACCAGGGAUGCUAUUUUUUUGUAAACGAGAGUCUCAGAGUCAACCGAAGAUUAUAGAUUUGAGCAGUAGUGAUGGUUGUGCACAGACAUUAACUAAAUGUGUGGGUAGUGACCUUACUAAUGCACCACUUAAUAGAACUCUUAGUUCAGUAAAGCAGUGUCCCAAUUUGUUGUUCUCUACUGAAGGUACACACCAAACACUUGAGCAUUUUUCUUUAAAACGACAAGUGUCUCAUGAAUUUCUGGAAGCAAGGUUUAAACUUCAGCAAUUAUUGGAGCCUCAGCAAUAUAUGCCCUUCUUGCCACACCACAUUUUGGUAAAAAUGUUUGCAUUUCUCUCAACAAAGACUCUAGUAGCUCUUAAAUGUACAUGUCAUUAUUUUAAAUUUAUAAUAGAAAAUUAUGAUAUACGGCCUGCCGAUUCCUGUUGGGUUCGAGAUCCUCGCUACAAAGAUGAUCCUUGCAAGCAGUGCAAAAGGCGGUACAAAAAGGGAGAUGUGUCACUUUGCUUGUGGCAUCCAAAACCAUAUUGCCAGGCUUUACCAUAUGGACCUGGGUAUUGGAUGUGUUGCCACAGUUCUCAGAAGGAUGCUCCUGGUUGUAAAGUAGGACUUCAUGACAAUCGCUGGGUACCAGCCUGUCACAGUAUUAACAUGCCACUUUACAAAAAGGCAAAAGAUUCUGAAUCGGACGAGGAUUAAUAUUUCAUUGAUGCAGUUUAUUUUUUUAAUCUGCCUAUAGAGAAUUUUGACUGUUUACAUUGUAUAUAAUUUCUGUAUCAGUUUGAUACUGGUCGUUAUUCUGCAUGUAUAUUUUUGCAACAAUACACUUUUCUUACAGACAUGGUAGCAUCACCCUUCCAUGUUAAUAUAAAGGAAAUACAGCUUGCUUAGCAACUUUACUACAAUGCAGCUACUUUAGUGUUGCAGCUAUAGUUUUAUUCAUGUUUUAAGUGCGUUGCUUUGAGUCUGUGUUUGGUUAUUCAUGUUUCUGUGGGGAAACAAUAAAUGGAAAUAAUUUGUUUAUUAAAAUAAUUUGUAAUGGCUUAACUGGACAACAUUAAUUAGGAUAGAAGAUGUUCUUUUAAUGUUGGGUAUAUGACUGCAAUACAGAAACAUUGUUUUUUUAUGCAUUCACGUUUAAUACAUUAUAAAGAUUCCUAUUUGUAUUUGUCUUAUUGGGCUGUCUUUUUACAAAAAUAAAAUAUGCCUUUUAAUGUUUAA
Messenger RNA from Protopterus annectens (West African lungfish), 3008 nucleotides. It is a transcript of the gene FBXO34, whose product is annotated as F-box protein 34. The record is from RefSeq and is a predicted model, not a curated record. Lineage: Eukaryota; Metazoa; Chordata; Ceratodontiformes; Protopteridae. The coding region runs from base 330 to 2486 and encodes 718 amino acids. The transcript has 4 exons. Gene Ontology annotation, molecular function: protein binding.